CAAUAGCUGACGUUAGCUGUCAAGGGGGUGGUUGUUUCAUGUAGCGGAACUACUUGUUGUUAACAUGUCAGUUUGGAGCAGAGGUGCUGUUUUUACUAAACUGCAAUAUCUAGCUACUUCCUCUCUCUACUUUCUAUCGCACCAUGUAUGAGUGUCAGUCAGUUAGCAUGUCACGAGGAAUUCGUUAGGGUUAGCUUUCUAGCUAGCCAUGGUGUCCUAAGAAUGGAUGUCAGUGAUUUAGCUAGCUAGCAACGCAACAGAAACAUUAGCCAGCUAGCUUGUACUUGUAAUUACUCAGGCUAAACUAGCUACUUAGCUGGCUAGCUAAUGUCACAAGUCUGUUGGCUUUUACCCAUUCUGUGGCAACUGGGUUUAGUCGGCAGGGAAAUAACAGUAACUAUAAACGGUAUUUUAUGCAAGGAAGGGCUCAGCAGUGCCUGGGUGCCCAGGGAGCCACUGCCUGAGUCAGUUGAGGCGGUGACGGGGAAACAACUGGACAUGAACGCUACUAAAGGAGGCCUGAUCAUCUUCUCCGCCAACUCCAACCCCGCUAGUCGGGAGUUGGGCAAGAGGAUUUCAGAGCGUUUGGGGGUGGAGCUGGGAAAGGUGCAGGUGUAUCAGGAGCCCAACAGAGAAACGCGGGUACAGAUCCAAGAGUCUGUUCGGGGAAAGGAUGUCUUUAUCAUCCAGACUGUGUCCAAGGAUGUCAACACCACCAUCAUGGAGCUCCUCAUCAUGGUGUACGCCUGUCGGACGUCCUGUGCGAGGAACAUCAUUGGCGUCAUCCCGUACUUUCCCUACAGCAAACAGUGCAAGAUGAGGAAAAGGGGUUCCAUCGUUUCCAAGCUGCUGGCCUCUAUGAUGUGCAAAGCAGGCCUCACCCAUCUCAUCACAAUGGACCUACACCAGAAAGAGAUCCAGGGCUUCUUCAACAUUCCCGUGGACAACCUGCGUGCAUCUCCUUUCCUUCUACAGUACAUUCAGGAGGAGAUCCCUGACUACAGAAACGCAGUUAUUGUGGCCAAGUCUCCAUCCUCGGCCAAGAGGGCGCAGUCGUUUGCUGAGAGGCUACGGCUGGGCAUCGCCGUCAUCCACGGAGAGGCGCAGGACGCCGAGUCGGACCUCGUGGAUGGGCGGCACUCCCCCCCCACCGUCAAAAACAUGGGGGCUAUUCAUCCCAGCCUGGAAAUCCCAUUGCUGAUCCCCAAAGAGAAGCCUCCAAUUACAGUGGUGGGAGAUGUGGGCGGGCGCAUCGCCAUCAUCGUGGACGACAUCAUCGAUGAUGUUGACAGCUUCCUGGCAGCGGCAGAGACUUUGAAGGAGCGGGGGGCCUACAAAAUCUUCGUCAUGGCGACGCACGGCAUCCUGUCAUCAGAUGCGCCGCGUCUCAUUGAAGAGUCUGCCAUCGAUGAGGUGGUCGUGACCAACACCAUUCCCCACGAGAUCCAGAAGCUGCAGUGUCCCAAGAUCAAGACGGUGGACAUCAGCAUGAUUCUGUCGGAGGCUAUCCGCCGCAUCCACAACGGAGAGUCCAUGUCCUACCUGUUCCGCAACAUCGGCCUGGACGACUGACGAAGCCCUGGCAGGCGCCUCCACUCACCCACCUCCUCCAAACUGCCAGACAAAUCAUGUGCGCAGAGGUCAAGGCUUUACCCAGCAUGCAUUUCUCACGCAGAGGGAAGAUGUGCUGCAGGGUCAACGCUUGUAUGUCUUAACCAUUAUUGUUUUUGUUUUUUUUGUGUUUUGUUAUGUUUUGAUUUUUUUUAGUUCUAGCUAACUUAAAAUAUGUCUGUGUGCUUAGGCGGGCAGUUCAGAAUUUAGUAGCAUGUGUGACUGUUUUGGCAAGCGGUAGGAUAAAUGAGGUCACAGUCUUAAUGCAGUGUGAGAUAUCAGAUUACACUCGAGGAGGAACGUUUCAUGUCAGUUUCACGUCAGCUUAUUUAUUUUUAUUAAUCGCCUCCCCUUCUAUCGAUGUCGCACUCUGUUCACAAUGCCUUUAACUUAUACGACGGGCUCAAAGCCACUGGAUAUCUCUCGGCUAUCAUGAAUUCGCAAGAGCUCAUCUCUUUUGCGUUUGACCGGGUAUGUGAAAACAUGUUACAACUGGGCACUCAGGCUCUUUGCAUUCCACCCACCGAGGGACUAUGCGCUAUAGCAUCUUCUUCUGUCACACUGUUGGUGUAGUGUACUGUAGUGAUCAUGACCAACCGUAGUGCAAACAGUAUUGUGCUGCUGCUAUGUACCAGGCUAGGUGUCUACCUUCAUAUCUGUUGGUGUAAUUAUGGUGCCACUGCAUGUUUUGUUGUGUGUGCAUAUGGAGCAGGCUCGAGCUGCACUUAAAAGUUGAGAUAACUGUUUAAUAUUGAGGCAGUUUGAAAACCAACUGUCAAAGAUCCAUAAACUAUAUGAUCACUGCUGUAAGUGGAAGGUGAAGAAGUAGACUGAAUGUGUUUUUUUUUUUUUUUUUUUUUUUUUUUUUUUUUCCCCCACUUCUUUCCAACCUGGUCUACUAAUACUUAAGAUAUUUGCCUGAAGAAUUCUUGCCACUGAUUACUGGGACCAUGUGUGUGCACUGUAGCUUUGGUGAUGGGUCGUGGUCGAUAUUUCAGGAUAUGUUGCCUCAGAGAACUUCAAUCUUUCAUUUCAAAACGAAAAGGCAAAUGCAGGGUCUUUGUAACCAUACUAAUAAUUCAGGCUUUUGUAUUUAUUUACAGCACUUGAUGGCCAAGAAUAAAAAAACAAA
Clupea harengus (Atlantic herring) is the source of this 2743-nucleotide messenger RNA. RefSeq names its product phosphoribosyl pyrophosphate synthetase-associated protein 2 (gene prpsap2). The record is from RefSeq and is a predicted model, not a curated record. Gene Ontology annotation, molecular function: magnesium ion binding; ATP binding; ribose phosphate diphosphokinase activity. Gene Ontology annotation, cellular component: cytoplasm; ribose phosphate diphosphokinase complex. NCBI's taxonomy places the organism in Eukaryota, Metazoa, Chordata, Actinopteri, Clupeiformes, Clupeidae. Gene Ontology annotation, biological process: 5-phosphoribose 1-diphosphate biosynthetic process; purine nucleotide biosynthetic process.